AUGUGUAUAUCAUAUACACAUCUUAUACAUGAUGUACCAACAAAUGUACCAAUGCUUUAUACGGGAAGAUUUAUCAGUGGUAUUGGUACUGGAAUGGCUAAUGCACUUUAUCUAUACACAGCAGCACCACAUCAACGAGCAUGGUUAGCAAGUUCUGGACCAAUUUUAGUAUCACUUGGUGUAUUGGGUAGUUAUGUUCUUGGUACCAGUUGGCACAAGCUUGUAGCACAAGCUAGACACAAGCAUGUGAGCCUUGUGCACAAGCUUGUGCCAGGCCUGGCACAAUCGUUUACUCCUACCUGGGGUGCAUUAACAACUUGGCAAUGUACUGCUGCAAUAAGUAUUAUUCCAUCAAUAUUAUCUCUGGCUCUAGUCAAAUUUUUACCAGAGAGUCUAGCUUGGCUUGCACGUCAUGGUCAUUCAAAUGAAGCUAAAAAAUCACUUCUUUGGCUACGUGGUCCUGGUAUAUCAUAUGAAAAUGAAUACAAAGAAUUAUGUGGUGAUGCAUCAAUUGAAAGACGUAAAAAAAAUUCAAAAAUUAAACUUAAAACAGCAUUGCUCCUACCAAAUGUAUGGAAACCAUUUUUAAUAUUAAUAAUUUUUUUUGGUCUUCAACAAUUAUCUGGUAUAUAUAUUAUAUUAUUUUAUGCUGUUAAUGUACUUAAAGAAUUUGGUGCAGAUAUUGAUGGAUAUAUUGGUAGUAUUGCUAUUGGUCUUGUUAGACUUGUUGCAUCAAUUAUUAAUGCAUUUCUUGCUGGUCAUUUUGGUAGACGUCCAUUGGCAUGUACAAGUGCAAUUGGUAUGACAAUAUCAUCAAUACUUGUAUUAUUAAUGAAAUAUAAUAAUUAUUUUUUAUUUAUACCAAAAACAUUACCAAUUAUUUGUAUUGGUUGUCAUGUUGCAUUUUCAAUGAUUAGAUUUUUAACAUUACCAUGGGUAUUAUCAUCUGAAUUAUAUUUAUUGAGAUUUCGUGGUUCUCUUGGUCGUCUUACAACUGAUAGAAAACUAAAAUUCAUUGUGAAUUGCUUCGGACGUCUAUAUAUUUGAGUCUUUUUGCUUGAACAAAGCUGAAAUUCUUGUACAUAAUGUCUCGUGUAACUAAAUCAGUGUUGGGUGUUACCCGUAAGCUGAUCAAGAGUGAUGGAAAACUGCAAACUCAAUUGUUGCCCAACAAUGGAAUGAUGAAUUCAAUGUGUCGACAACUCGGCACAAGCGGAUUGAAAGGUACACGCUUCAUCAGCUGCCGAGCUACUCUCAAAUUGUGGCUUAACAAGAAGACCACAAGAAAGACAUUUAAGUCUACUUUUGAAGAGAAUACACCAGCACAAAACAUACUCAAUUUUGACAAAAAAACACAAUACUCUGAUGAUCUGUUGAAAUAUUUACGUAUUGUAGCAGUGUUUCUAACUAUUGUCGGUGCUUUAACAGCUUACGAAUGGGCAAUAAGUGAACAUAUUAAAAUUUUUUAUGGGAUGCUAAAAAAGUUGGAAUACAUUAAAAAACUUCAUGAUGAAAAAACAUCAGCAGAAGAUAAAAAGACAUAAAAAAAAUAUUUAUGAUCUUUAUAAAAAAAUAAAAAAAUCAUGCACAAAUCCACAUAUGAAAAAUCAAAUAGAUAUAUUAAAAAAAACAUCAAUUAAUCAUGUUUUUAAAAACUUGAUGUUAUGAAUAUUUUUUUUGCAUAAUAAUAUUGGAGUAUUUAUAUUAUAUUAAUAUUUAUUUACAAAAAAGUGUUGAUUAAGUUAUUAUGAUGUUUAUAAAAAAAAUAAUCAAGAAGUAAAAUUUAAUUAAUAAUAAUGUAAUGUGUACAAUGUAACCGGUAAAUGUAUAUACACAUUACACACACACACGUAUUUACUAUUUACACACUAAAAACGUCACAGUCAUUAUUUAUUUACAUAUGAGAAUAAACAAAUAAACAAAUGAAGGAAAAAACAAAUAAAUAAAACAUGUAUUUUUAAAAAUGAAAUUAUGAAAAUUACUUACAACAAUUUAAGAAUAAAGUAAAAUUUUGUAUCAAUAAAAUUUAUUUUAUUAUUCGUAA
This is a messenger RNA of Aphidius gifuensis, 2044 nucleotides long. RefSeq names its product sugar transporter ERD6-like 6. Gene Ontology annotation, cellular component: membrane. The record is from RefSeq and is a predicted model, not a curated record. Gene Ontology annotation, molecular function: transmembrane transporter activity. Lineage: Eukaryota; Metazoa; Arthropoda; Insecta; Hymenoptera; Braconidae. Bases 1 to 1047 code for a protein of 348 amino acids. Gene Ontology annotation, biological process: transmembrane transport. The transcript has 7 exons.